UUCCGCGGCGAAGCUUUCAUUUGACUAAAAGUACCGACGGCGUAUAUAAGAUGCAAUUUUAGUUUGUUCUUAUAUUUUUUUUUUCUGCCCGAAUAUACACAAUCGACGAGGUCGCACUCGGUUAAGAUACGUUUAUAUAUAAAUAUAGCUGAGUCCCCGGGGCGCAAAUUGAUUUUCAAUGAUGUCGGCGGCGGCGCCGCUCCCUCUCGGAAAAUUUUGAUAAGCCCCGAUGAUGACGCACACUCGAUAUCCCGCAACUUUUCCCAACAGUAAUUGAUAGUAAAUCAGGAGGAUAUCUCCCGGCGUAAGACCGAGCGAGAUAUAGAGAUUGUGUAUGCGUCUAUAGAUAGCCGGCAACGAGAUAUGAGCGCAUUAUUUAUAGACGCGUCGCAUGAACUGCUAUGACGCUGAAAUACUUUGUUUUUCCGAAGAGAGCUGUAAAUAUUUGAAAAACGGAUGUACGCGCGCGCGAGCUCUCGGGAGGAAGUGUAUAUAUAUGUAUACAUAUAUACAGGGAUUAAAAGUGUUGAGAGAGCUUGCAGCGAGAGCGUUUGUUUGGAAUUUCCGCAGAGCGUGCAAAUAUUAAAGGGGCAUUUCCUCGAGGCAGCUCGAAUCGAGGGAGAAUAAAAGCCGAAUGCUUUUUUGAAAAACAUAAAUUUCCAUACUCGCGCGCGCAAGAUUACGCGUAGAGCUUGCGGGAGUUCGAUUCCAUAGAAAAUGUUCGCGCAGAGCUGGAGGAUCAAUUAACGCGCCUCUGUAUUCUCGAGAGCGUUCCCGCGCGCGAAAAUUCGAACGCAAGCACUCGUUCUCGCUAAUUGUCCCGUAUCGAUCGAUUUUUCCUCCGAGAAAAUUUCCUCGAGGCUAAAAGCCAAGCUCCUGUCUCUAUUGAUUGACUCGGACGUAGCCCGGCAGCACCUUUUUCAAAGAGCUAGAGAUAGAGAGAGAGAGAGAGAGAGAGAGAGAGAAAGGUAGUAUAGCCGCAAGAGCACGUAUCGCGCGGGAUGAAAGCUCGGCUGCUGCACUUCCGAUCCGCCGAGGAAAUCCCGUUGUGCCCCUUUUACGCGGAGAUCCAUGCUAAAAGCAGGCUGGAUUGCCAUUUGGCCGACAGCACGCGAGCGAAGCGCGCGGCUAUACCUGCAGACAGCCACUGCGAGAGUAUCGGAGCUUCUUCUUCUUCUUUCUCGCUUUCGAGGAUAAAUCUUAUAGAGAAGCAAGAGAGAGAGAGAGAGAGAGUCGAGGGGCGAAGCUUUAAGAGCCGGUAUUAGCCUCUCUCGCUCGCGUAUCGCCUUGAAUUUUCGAUGAUUUUUCUCUCGAGGCGCUGAGUGCGAGAAAAGCGCGAUAUUCGGCGCAUCCGCUAAAUUCGCGGCCGGCAACUACACGGCAUAUUAUCGAAUUCCACGGAUGCAUCCCACAUCGCGUAGCCGCGUGCGCAUAUCGGAAGGGCAUCGAAUAGCUGCUAAUGACGUAUUUUCAUUCUCCAUCGGACGUGCCAACACCGAUUAUCUGUGUACGUUAUUCCAAUACGAUUUUUAUGCCACCGCCCCGCCCCCCCCCCUAUACCUCUCUGCUCGGCGCACAUCGUCGCCUUGGUCAUUAUUGUUAUUGCUAUCGCGGCUGUAUGCAUGAGCGAAAGUUGGCCAGUAUAAUACUCGGAAUUCUCGGCUAUGCGGGCGCGCCGCAUAGUUAAAGAACAAGCGGGGCUUAUAACACCGCGCGGCGAUGCACAUGCAGUUCGGCAAAGUUCGAGCUCACGUGUGUGUGUGUCUAAUUCAAAUAGACUGCUUGAGGGCCGCGCCGUAAUGGCAAACAUAGCGUGAUGGACUGCUUGUAUUACGGAUUCAUAUCCGUAUACACGAGAGGCUGAUGCUAUACUGUCGCGUCUAUACGUUAUAACGUCUGAUAGAACUGCGUGUAUAGGGUAAUAAAAAGCUCGGAGAGCUUUGUUCCUUCCGACUGACUCAGCGAUCGGAUAGUGAGAGAGAAGAAGCAUCGCAUCGAAUACACGAUAUAAGUUCGGGCCGAUCGUCGCGGCGAAUAACAAGCAUCCUGAUUCACUUGCCGGCUCGUCGCCCGCGGAAAUUCAAGAGGAAAUGAGAGGAGCAAGUUCUCUCUCUCUCUCUUCAGUUAUGCCUGGCCCCCCCGUUCUCGCUCUUUAGGUGCAUUUUUCGCAGGGGGAAGCUUUUGCACGCAUACGAGAGAUUCCCGCUCGGGGCUAAAGGUAAAUUCAUCGCGAGACGCUGAUGAAAUAUUUGCCCGCUUAUUUUUCGCCAACUAUUCCUUUAGCGAAUUGCUCGGAUUUCAAUAGCUCCAAGUAUGAGCUGCGCGAGGGGAACGAAGAAAAAAGCAUCAGCUACUUUCUCUCCUGGAAGCUCCCGCGUGUGAAAUUCAUAAAGUUUAGUAUAACAUCCCUCUCGGAGCGAGUAUGGUGUGAUCGAGAGCAGAGCAGUCGUAGGUUAUAUAUAUAUAUAUAGUAUAGCAGCGGGAAAGUUUGAUAUCGCGCGACUUGCGGCGCCCUGCACAAAGGACGAGCAGAGAGAGAGAGAGAGAGAGAGAGAGAGAGAAAGAGUUAAGUAAACACGGUUCCGCGGACGAAUAAUUGAAAUUUCGCUCAUUUAUCCGCUGAAUGAGAGUGAAAUUAGAGCGCGGCCAGUGGCACUUUGGGCGUACGUAUUCUGGCCGCUUGUUUUUAUUCGAAAGUUUCCGUGAAAAACGCUGCAGGUACUUUUUGCGCGGCUGCUGAUUUAUCUGCGCUCUGCGGAUGCGAAGUAGUCCGUGGUGCUAUACCGCGCAGGUGUUUUAAGAGUAUGCGUUCUCCAGUCGAUCUACAGCGAUAAAUUGUAUAAUGUAAUUUUAUCAAAAAAUAAACUUUCUUUCUCGAUACAAGUGCCUCUAUAAAAUUUUCUUCAUCCCAAUAGCCACGAUGGCGAGCAACAGCGUAUAAAAACUGCAAUAUCGAGCGCUCCGCAACUCACGGAUAACAGCAUUAGAGAACGAGGCUCACGAAUCUUAAUUUCGGCGCCGUGGCGCGGAAAAAUAAUUGAAAGCGGCAUGGAAAAAUUUUACUCAUUUAUCCGCUGAAUGAAAAAUUAGAGCGCGCGCAAUGUACGCUGGUACUUUAUAUAUUCCAGCCGCUUGUUUUUCAAAAGUUGCCGUAGCAGAGCCGCCGUGAAAAAGUCCCGGUUAUACGUGCGCGCAAAUUUUUUCGCAAAGCUGCCGAUUUAUCUCCGGAGCCGCGGCCGACGUGGGAAAGUUGACCGCGUCAAAGUACACACGCGCGAGAGAAAAAAGGGUGAUGUUAAAACUCAAAACCCUAAAAAAAAAAAAAAAACGUAACAAUAAGCUUUUCAAAACCGCCGCGUAAGCGCAUCGAUAUACCGAGAGCCUCCAUAUAGGGCUGGAUCCGAUUUAUUAGAUAGUCAGGCUGUAAAAUCAACUCCGAUAAAUCAGAUUUUCAGCCCACGGGAAAUAUAGCGGCUUAACGAGGCGUAAGAUUUUUUCGGCCGCUGUGAGAAAAAUUCGCUAACCGCGUUACACGGCCGCAGGGAGAAAGAGCGAAGAAAUCGCGCGCUAUGAAAUUUAAUUUACUCGUUAGGUCGCUUCCUCUUUCUCUCUCUCUCUCUCUCUCUCUCUCUCUCUCUGUAUAUACUCUCCCGCGAGCGAGGUCAAUGACCGCGAAGCUAAUAUUUGGCCUGCAGCUCGCGCGGGGCAAAAUAAAGAAGCGAAGAAAAAGCCGAGCUCGGAGCCGAGCCAGGGCUCAUACUGUUUCGGACUGUCUUUUCAACUCUUCAUCUGUGUGUGUGUGUAUACGAGCGCGAUGCCGUCGCCACGUCGUCUUGUUCUAGUCCUGCUGUGGUCGACUGUGGCCCGGACGCUUGGCAACGAAGCGGUUCUGCUCUUUCCGAAAUCGGGCGUCUUGCAGGUAAAACGACUGUAUGGCUUGUUAGACACGCUGUGCCGCCUCCUUCUUUUCUCCGCAUCGCGUAAAAAAGCGGAUGCACACAGUGGCUUAACGAGUCCCGUAAUUAGCGCGUUUGAAUUCGAGGCAUCAAGGGAUGAAAGCGCAGCUCUUGUUUUGGAAAGCGCGCGUGUGCUUUCGUAUAGGCUAAUAUUUGCCGACGAAAAAUUCUCGUUUGCAGUUCACUCUGGGCAUAUCGGUGCCGAUCGUGAUGGGCAAAAAGGGCGGCCUGGUGUCCACCAGUGGCUUUCAAUUCAAUUACAAUCUGCCCUCGAACGCGACCGAAUUAGAGCCUAUGCUCCUGCACGCUCGGAACAAACGACAGGUAGAGCAGCAGCAGCAGCAGCAGCAGCAGCAGCAGAGCCCUUUGGAACUGAAGAAUAUUUACGCCUCGUUGGAGGAGCUGCUGGAGAGACAGGGCUGGAACGAUGGUCAGCAGUGCCUCCUGCGAACGAUCUGCGAGCUGUCCGAGACGCCGCUCGGCCGAAGCAACGAGGACGUGGUCGAGGAAAUGCUACACCUGCUCCUCACGCCGUCGGAGGACAAUCCCAGAGAGGAGGAGGAGGAGGAGGACGUGUACCGGAGGGCCGAGCUGGUGGGCAAGGAGGAGAGGAAUUGCAGGAAAGCUUACAGAGGCUGUCUGGAGUCGCCGCUCGAAUCGUUCACCGAAAUAUACGACGAUCGCGACCGUCGCAAAGCCAGCGCACGUACUGAGAUGAAGGAGUUGGACGCGACGCUUCAACUUUACUCUAGAUCGGACUAUUAAGGAUGCGGUUUUUUCAGCGGCGAGUCAAUGUUUUUACAUUUUUUUUUUUUUUUUUUUUUAUCCAACGUGAGAAAGCUCGGCUUGAAACGAUUAAACAGGGUUUGGUGUUAUUAACGAGGCUCAGACUGUCAAGGCGUUCGCAAUAUAUAUUCAGCUUCGGUGUGGACUUUAAAACAUUUACUCUGUACUUAAAAUAUUGAUCGAGGGUAUAUGCUACAGUAAUAGGGACAAGCCUUGAUGACGAAAAGUGUGCUCAAGCUCUUGUUUUUUAUUGGGCUCUUCAAGACAGACUAAACACGUGCAUUUGUUUAAAACGAUCGCAAAUAAAGUAUGCCAGACGAA
Nasonia vitripennis (jewel wasp) is the source of this 5063-nucleotide messenger RNA. RefSeq lists its product as uncharacterized. The transcript is spliced from 3 exons. The coding region runs from base 4167 to 4721 and encodes 184 amino acids. NCBI's taxonomy places the organism in Eukaryota, Metazoa, Arthropoda, Insecta, Hymenoptera, Pteromalidae. The record is from RefSeq and is a predicted model, not a curated record.